AUGUCCAUAAACUUACACUUCCAUGCCUUCGCCGGGAACCCUCUAAACUCAAUUCCCGCCGAUCCACUUUCACCCUCCGCGGCUCUCAAAUCCCUCAACGCGAUCAUUCUACAAAACGACCACUCUUCUCCUUCUCCCAAUUUCAAGGUCCUUCCAUUCAGAAAUGGAAGUACUUUAGCCUCUUCCGCGGUUGACUCCGGUGACUCACCGCCGGUUUGGCAUCUGGCUUGGAUCGGUUUGGACGAUCUUAGACGUAUCUUCGAAAGUUCAGGCGCCCAGCUUAAUGGAGACUCGUUUGUGUACUUGGGUUCGCGUGCAGAGGACGACGCCAUUUACUGGGCAAUUGAUGUUUCCGCUAAGGUACCUCAAUUGGGUACAGACACCAACGUGGAAUUGCGUUUCGUGGAGCUCCGAACUCUCAUGGUGGCCACCGAUUGGGAAGAUUCCAAAGCAAUGGAAAAUCUAGCUAUUGCUGGUCAUGCCAAGGCACUGCUAGAAUGGCAUAAUAUUUCCCAAUUCUGUGGACAUUGUGGAGAGAAAACUGUGUCGGUGGAAGCCGGGAGACGUAAGCAAUGUUCGAGUGAUUCUUGCAAGAAAAGGAUAUAUCCACGUGUUGACCCGGUGGUAAUUAUGCUUGUAAUUGAUAGAGAAAAUGACUGUGUCCUCUUGGGUACACGACCGAAGGUUAUUUCUCGAGUGUGGAGCUGCUUAGCUGGUUUCGCAGAGCAAGGAGAAAGCUUGGAGGAAGCUGUAAGAAGAGAGGCUUAUGAAGAGAGUGGUAUUGAAGUGGGAGAAGUUGUAUAUCACAGUUCUCAGCCAUGGCCUAUUGGUUCAAAUAGCAUUCCCUGCCAGCUGAUGGUUGGGUUCUUUGCAUAUGCAAAAUCCCGCGAAAUAACUGUGGACAAGAAAGAGUUAGAAGAUGUUAAGUGGUUCAGUAGAGAAGACGUACGGAAAUCAUUAACGUUGGCCGAAUAUAAAAAAGCCCAAAGAACAGCUGCAUCAAAGGUAGAACAAAUGUGCAAGGGAGUAGAAAAGAGUAGGAGCUUGGCUGGAGAUUUCAACGUGGAAAGUAGUGAAUUUGCUCCAAUAUUUGUUCCUGGACCUUGUGCGAUAGCCCAUCACCUUAUUUCCUCUUGGGCCUUCUCAGAUCAAAAUGUCCACUAA
Messenger RNA from Lathyrus sativus (Indian pea), 1164 nucleotides. Lineage: Eukaryota; Viridiplantae; Streptophyta; Magnoliopsida; Fabales; Fabaceae. The record is from the annotation of a GenBank genome assembly.